Messenger RNA from Amorphotheca resinae ATCC 22711, 489 nucleotides. RefSeq lists its product as hypothetical. The record is from RefSeq and is a predicted model, not a curated record. NCBI's taxonomy places the organism in Eukaryota, Fungi, Ascomycota, Leotiomycetes, Helotiales, Amorphothecaceae. Bases 235 to 468 code for a protein of 77 amino acids. The transcript has a single exon.
UAAAUUUGUCGAGUGCUUUAUGCUGUACGCGAUCAUAAAGGGGAUAUCGACACCACGAAAGAUCCUGAAAUUGAUGCCGUCGAUGCCUUGACGAGUGCCAAUGAGGGUGGUGUAGUUGUGGACAUUGUAGGUCAGCCGGCACUAGAAAAAGCCACUGUUGCAAUACUGGGCCGAGGGGGAAGACUGGUCUUCAUUUCUGCAGCCCGGAGCGGUCCCACGCAGUUGAGAAUUGAGAUGAUGAACUUUUAUAGAAAGGAGAAAGUUCUGACCGCGUGUAAUUCGCUCUCGCAUUCUGCCGAAGAGUCUGCUGGUUUUCUGAAAGCCUUGACGUCUAGUUUCGAACUUUCGAGCGGUGCUGUGAAGGCUUUCAGAGAGGGUGAAUGGACAACGGUAAAGCUGGAGGACGGCGUGGAGGCUUAUGUGAAGGCAAGACAGGGCAGUGCGGAAAAGUCUGUUGUAAUGGAGUAGUCCAACAGAUAUUUUCAGAUA